UGUUGUUGUUUGCCAGCGCGUCUGUGCUACACAAGUUGGGUUUUAGGUACGUGGUAAAAAUGACCCUGAAAACAGUUGGCUCUGCUUUAUCUCGGUCCUUAUGGACACGAGGAAAGAGGGGGUCUCCAGUGGUGAGGUCACCCCGCGAGAACAGACUUUCCAGCACCUGCUGCGGCUCCGCUAAAGAAAAGCAGGGCUGUGGAAAAUCAAAGGAGCAAAGUUGUGACCCGAGCAUGUGUCCAUCCACCGAACCUCCGCACAGAGCCCCGGUCGGAGGCAACAAGAAGUCCGACGAGCCCGUGGGUGCCCCGGGUGUCAGUGGUGUGAGAGGACGCUCAUAUUUCACCAACGCGGCGCCCUCGGACCAAAGGAGCUAUUUGUGGGCUCGGUACCACGACAUGAAGCGGCUGGUACACGAUCUUAUUCCACCGGGCGCAUGCGGCAUUCUCAACCACUCUGCAAUUUACUCAAACAAUGAAGUUAGCCUGGCAGAGGUGGAUAUCUACGGCUUUGAUUAUGACUACACUUUAGCCCUGUAUUCGAACGCACUUCACACCAUGAUCUACAACGCUGCUAGAGGGUUUCUCAUUGAUCACUUCAAGUAUCCUCAAGGCAUCCGCAAAUACGACUACAUUCCUAACUUUGCUGCCAGAGGUCUUCACUAUGACAUACAAAAGGGGCUUCUGAUGAAAAUUGAUGCAUUUCAUUACAUCCAACCUGGGACAGUGUACAGAGGAUUGAGCCCAGUUCCGGACGAGGAGGUGCAAGAGCUUUAUGGUGGAACAUUUCACAUACCUCUGGAGCAGGACAGUGGAUUCUAUGGAAAGGGACCUAAAGUGAAGCAGUUUAUGGACAUUUUCUCAAUCCCGGAAAUGACUCUCCUGGCGGUCGCAAAUGAUUUCUUCAUCACAAACGACAUUGACUACGACCCAGUUCACCUCUUCAAAGAUGUGUCGGAAGCAGUGGGCAUGGUUCACCUAAAAGGAUACAUGUACAAAUGGAUCAUGCAGGAUCUUGAUAAAUACAUACUCAGAGGAGAGGAGACCGAUGCUGUUUUGCACAAACUUGUUGACCAUGGAAAAAAACUAUUCCUUAUCACCAACAGUCCAUUCGCAUUUGUGGACAAAGGGAUGACACACAUGGUUGGAAAAGACUGGAGAGACUUCUUCGAUGUUGUUAUUGUACAAGCCGACAAGCCGCACUUCUUUACUGAUUGUAUCAAACCUUUCCGACGCCUGGACUGUGAUGGUGCCCUGCGAUGGGAUAAGAUCAAGACUUUGGAAAAGGGACAGAUCUACAAACAGGGGAAUUUGUUUGACUUUCUCAGACUGACCGGUUGGAGAGGAUCCAAAGUCUUGUACUUUGGAGACCAUCUUUACAGCGAUUUGGCUGACUUGACGCUUCGACACGGAUGGCGCACAGGAGCUAUUGUCCCAGAGCUGGAGCAUGAGACGAAGAUCGUGAGCACGGCCCGAUAUUCGACCAGCCUCACUUGGAUGCAGGCUCUGACAGGCCUGCUGGAGCAAAUGCAGACACAUCGUGACUCAGUGUCCAGAGAGGUUAUGGAGGAGUGGCGGAAGGAGAGAGAAGAACUCAGGAUAAUGUCCAAGAACUUAUUCAACCCUCACUUUGGCAGCAUCUUCAGGACAUGUCACAACCCGACGUACUUCUCCAGGAGGCUGUGUCGUUUCUCAGACUUGUACAUGGCGUCUCUUAGCUGCCUAUUGAACUAUGACCUCUCCUACACAUUUUACCCACGUCGCACUCCUCUCCAGCAUGAAGCUCCCUUGUGGAUGGACCAGCUGUGCACGGGCUGUAGGAAGACCCCUCACCUGGACGACAUGUCGCAAAUCCGAUAAGAGCCGUUUAUGGACUCAUAGGAUUUUGUAUUUUAGCCUCAACACUUGAAGCUACCUAUAAGGACUUUUUUAUUGUUGCUGGUAAGGGUGGGCGAUUUAACUAUAUUGUCCGUGAAGAUUUUUAUGUCUUGAUUCAGUGCUUUUAUGUUUUAAAGCAGCUUUAUGUUUUUCCUGUUGGUCAUCCUGUAUCAUCUUCAGAGUGAGUGACAAGUGGCUUUAACCAGUCACAGUGAAGUGUUAACUCAAAAGAAGCAGUUGGCUUUGGUUAACUUUUUACUGUACCUGGUAAUGAAAUCCUUGGCCUACUAGCUCUAAGGAAAUUGUUUUGUAUUAUAUUGUCCACUCCUACUAGCUGGUUUUACUUUUUAACCAAAAAACAUAACGCACAACUCUCCUCACAGGGACAAUGCAAUGCUACAUAAUGGCCCAUUCAUAUUGCACUAUAGGGUGGUGUAGAUAGAGCUUCUGUUGAGAGAGCAUCUUUUUGUUAAACAUUACGUACAUGGUUAAACUGGAAGACGCACAUCACCUCGACUUGUUCUUGGUUAAUGUAUACAAUGAAAAUACUGAGCUGUCUCCGCACAAUUGCAAUAAAAUGCUUCAAUUUUA
Molecule: messenger RNA, 2468 nt
Organism: Boleophthalmus pectinirostris (great blue-spotted mudskipper)
Lineage: Eukaryota; Metazoa; Chordata; Actinopteri; Gobiiformes; Gobiidae
Gene: nt5dc2
Product: 5'-nucleotidase domain containing 2
Exons: 14
Coding region: 60-1859 (599 amino acids)
Molecular function (GO): 5'-nucleotidase activity
Source: RefSeq, a predicted model, not a curated record